Radiomyces spectabilis is the source of this 1786-nucleotide messenger RNA. RefSeq lists its product as uncharacterized. The record is from RefSeq and is a predicted model, not a curated record. The transcript has a single exon. Bases 160 to 1593 code for a protein of 477 amino acids. NCBI's taxonomy places the organism in Eukaryota, Fungi, Mucoromycota, Mucoromycetes, Mucorales, Radiomycetaceae.
CAAAAGGAUAAUUGAAAAAUCUUCUUUUGGUUUUUCUCUUUUAUUUCUUUUUUUCUCCCUCUUCUCUUUUUUUACUUCUUUCUGUUUUUGUCCUUUUUUUUUCCUUUUGGUACAUUGUAAGGCAAACCGUUUUGCAUGAAUCAUUAUUUUUUUGAGUGAAUGCUACGACCCGCCAAAUUAUUUGUCCCUUUGCACCAGCUCCGUCAAUAUGUUCAGCAUCGGUUGACGGAGUUGGUGAAUCCUACCGUACUUGGUCUUCCCGUCAAGCCAACGAAUGUCAAACCGCAGCACACCAAUCCAGUCUACUGGGUCAUCGAAGGAGAGCCGCAGAGGCUUCUUCACACAAUUCAGCAUCGAUUCCCAAUGACCAAACUGUUUUCCAUGCCAACCAUGCGUCCAGCUUACACACUUCGUUUUGCCAAACCCUGUUCCCCGCACUUGCGCCCGUUUUUAUUUGGCGGUCCUGUUCACUCGGGGUUUCCGCGUUCCCCACCACUGGGAUUCGGACGAGUGCCCCUCUUUGGACGUCAAUUCUCUACCGCCAAAACAUCGUACACCAACGUGUUUCAGGGCGGUGGCAAUAACUCGGUGUUUUCUCACAUCCAGACACGCAUUUUUUCACCUACCGGAAUAAAGUUAAGCCAGCCGCCCACGUCGUCGUCGUCGUCGUCGUCAUCAUCCUCGUCGUCCGCUUCCUCUCUCACCACUGCUGACGCCGAACCAUGUGACCCAGAGACCCGCUUCUUACCGUCACACCCAUCUUACUUUACUGCUGCGCACUCGAUUCCUCGUUACAAAGCAGUAUUUUCGCAGAAAACAAAAGGCAUGUACGAACUGGUCAUCCCCAAGUGUGACGAUCAUCCUGGCCUUGUUCGUCGUGCUUCCCUGGUUGCCGAUCGCCCUCUGAUGCAAGCAAAACCCUUUUGUCCCGCGACGAAUGAAUCUUCGACUUUUGCGACUGACACUCGUGCAUCGAAUCUUAUCAGGUCGGAUGUGACGUGCGAUGAAUGGAUUUACAUUGCCAUACCAUUUGACCUGGCAACGUUUGGAGACCAUCAAUUGAUGCAACAAGUGGUUCAUUUGAACGAUAAUAUCAUUGAAUCGAUUGCACGAAUGGCGAGACAGUAUCAGAGUCGGUUUAUCGAAAUUUUGACUCUGUUGGGCGUGCUUCGCCGCCACGGAGAUUUUAAAGUCGCCAUGGAAGGGAAGGAACUACGGAUCUAUUUGCCCCCGAUUUUAUUCGCGUCUGACAUGCCGAGUCUUGCCCAAGCCGAACAAUGGUUAUCUCAAAAGGGAAUUUGUCUCCAUCAUUUUCAUUGCGAGCUCAAAAGCACCGCAUCGUCCUCAUCGUUAUCAUUGCACAACACCGCCACCAAGAAUGAUGUAUCAGCGUCCGAUUCUUCCCCUUUUUCUUCAUCUUCUUCUACCACUCGUUCCAAUUUGAUGAAAUCUAAAGUGUCUUUGGGUUGUUCUAUGGAAUUGGCGUCUUCAGAUAUGUUAGGUCCCGAGUAUUUCAAAGGCAUCCAGUUGUUUUUGGACCAAAUUGAUGAUCUGAUUGAAACCAGUGGCGCGUUUGGCCAAACCCGUUCAUAAAAAAAAAACUUCGAACCAAAUCCCCUUUUUUCUGAAGCGAAAAAACAGGUCCCCAAGGACCAAAUCAUUCAAUUACUUUCAUUUCCCUCCCCCACUUUUAUAAUACAUAUAUAUUUUGUUAUCCGUUUUAUUAGUUUUGACAUGAAACCUGACAGACUUGAAUGGAAAUAAAAACAAGCUACUGUUUUUCUUA